This is a messenger RNA of Osmerus eperlanus (European smelt), 1824 nucleotides long. RefSeq lists its product as uncharacterized. NCBI's taxonomy places the organism in Eukaryota, Metazoa, Chordata, Actinopteri, Osmeriformes, Osmeridae. The coding region runs from base 208 to 1356 and encodes 382 amino acids. The record is from RefSeq and is a predicted model, not a curated record. The transcript has 10 exons.
CUUUGCUCCGGAAGGCAAUCGAUCCUUCUAGAUCUCUCCCUCUCUUCUUUCUCUCUCUCGCUCAUUUCUUCUCCUCCACCACCCGGUGAAGAUUCUAGAACUUCUCCCGUCUGGAUUAAGACUCUGAGGCUCCCCCAGGGAAGCGUCUGUAAGAAGAGGGAGGAAGGAAAGGAGAAACAGACUACUGUGUGGACCGAGAGGACGACCAUGUCUCUGCUGUGCUACAACAAAGGCUGCGGAGCCAAGUUCGAUGCUUCCCAGGACAAAGACGAUGCCUGUCUCUUCCAUUCAGGAGUGCCCAUAUUCCAUGACGCUCUGAAGGGCUGGUCGUGCUGUAAGAAGAGGACUACUGACUUCUCGGAGUUCCUGUCCAUCCGGGGCUGCACACGCGGUCGCCACAACAAAGACAAGCCCCAGGAGCCCUUGCGCCCGGAAGUGACAUCAGAGAAGGGCGUGGCCGAGAGGAAUCUGGGCGACAGCAGAGAGAUCAUCUACCAGGGACCCAAGUCUGCUGAGACACUGCAGAAAGAGAGACCCAAUUCAGACGAGGUGAAGACCAAGCUGCCUGUGAAGGUGGCGACCUCCCUGACCCAGAUCCUGGAGAAGCUGGACAUCAGCAACAGAGCAGAGAGACAGAAGAACGAGUCUCAGGCUGUUAUACCAGGAACAAGAUGCAAAAACUCUGGAUGCAAAACACAAUAUGAAGGCCCAUCAACAGACCUGGAGAUCUGUACUCAUCACCCAGGAGGCCCUGUCUUCCACGAGGGGUACAAGUUCUGGAGCUGCUGCUGUAUCAGAACCAUCGACUUCAACGCUUUCCUGGACCAGAAGGGCUGCACCUUGGGCAAGCAUCGCUGGAUACCCAAGGAGGACAAGAAAAAGGUGGCAUGUCGACACGACUGGCACCAGACAGGACAACAGGUCGUCGUGACAAUCUACGCCAAGAACUCCAACCCAGAAGCCUCCUCAAUAGAAGCCAACGGCACUGUGCUGACGUGUCAUAUCCUGUUUGAGAAUAACAAGGUGUUCCACAAGGACUAUCAUCUCUGGGGAGUGGCAGACGUGAGCCACAGCACCGUCAGCAUGCUGCCCUCCAAGGUGGAGGUGACCCUGCGGAAGGCCGACGCGGUGGCCUGGGGGAAGCUGGAGGAUCCCAACCACAAGCCGGAGCCCGAGGUCGACCCGGUCUCCACAGACACGGAGCAGCCGUCGCACCCCGACUGGGACAUCGACGACGACGACAUCAGCGACUCGGACGAGGAGUGGGCGUACGACACAGGGAAGAAAGAGGAGGAGAAGAAGAAAGAGGGGGAGACAAAAGAGGAGGAGGAUGACAUGCCGGAGCUGGACGGCUAGAGAGAGGGAGGGAGGAGAGGAGGGAGAGUUAGGAGAGGGAGGAGAGGGGGGACUGGAGGGAGAGGGGGGAGAGGGGGGAGAGGGGGGAGAGGGAGGACUGGAGGGAGGCAUAUCCAGAGAAAGAUGGAGGAGAAGAAGAAGAAAUGUCUGGAGGAAGCGGAGAAAAAGAGGAGAGGAGGAAGAGAUAUCGAGAGGAAGAGAGGGAUGAAGGAGGAGAGGAAGAAUAAAAGGCGGAUGAAUGAAAAGGAGAGAAAUAGGAAGACAGCUAGAGGAGACUGUGGACUUGAUUUUGUCAGAUCUUUUCAACAAGUCUUAUUUACUGGACAGUCAUGUUGUUUUUGCCAUGAAUGUUUCUGUAGGUUUGUUUAUUCAAUAGCGCAAAUUAGCAAUCUGUCUUUAUGGCUGCCGUUUUUCUAUGGCUUUGUGAAGACCACUAAAAAUAAGAGAUUGUUCAUUGAUAAUACGAAA